CGGCGGUGGGAGGGGCGCCGCGGCGGGCGGGGCGCAGCGCUGGGCCGUGCUGCGCCGUGCCGGGCCCGCCCGCGCCGCCGUCGCCGCCGCCCGCUCGCGGUGCCGGUGGGAGGGAGUCUGGGACGUUUAUCAAAUGCCAUCUGCCUCUUCCGUGCUCAGGAGUUCACAAGGAAAUCGCCAGAGGAGAAUGAGCCUGGGGAAGGUGGAUGAUGAGUGACUUGGGUCUGCACUGGCGCAGGCUGGCUGUAAUGGCAAGAGUGAAAAACGACUGUUCUUCCCCGCUGUCACCCAGCCUGCUCACAAAUGGCAGCCAGAAGGCUUUGUGCAGGGAGCACGAGUGGGCUGAGAGCUGGGACAUGCUGGGCCGUGGCUGGCACAGGAACGCUCAUUUUUUCUCUGCUGGAAAUGGGAGGUUCAGCUCUGGUGUUUCCUCCUGUUUACCAGGAAGGGGACAAGCUGCCUUAUCUUACUUGCAGCCUCUUGUUUGCUGACUGUUGACUGGAGAGUUUGCUGGAUGGUCUGUUUGUUGCAGGAGAAGAGAGGUCCGUGCUCAGGAGGGGCUGUGAAGAAGACAAGUUUCCAGUUACUUUUGCCACUGCAGUCUCUGCAAAGCUCCUGUAUUACUCAGUGUUCCUGGGUCCACCUCCUCCGUCCCAAGAUGCUGAGAGCAGUCCUGUGUACAGUGUUGUUCAUGGGAGCCUUGCCAUCACUGGCUGAGGCGUCCCAGGGCCAUGUCUCUGUGGUCUUGCUGGGAGCCACAGGGGAUUUGGCCAAGAAGUACUUGUGGCAGGGUCUAUUCCAGCUCUACCUGGACCAAGUGAGCAGCGGCCACAGCUUUACUUUCCAUGGGGCUGCCCUGAUGGCUCUGGAGCCGGGGCAGAGGCUGAUGUUCGACGUGCUGAAGAAGCUGUCUUGCCCCCAGGAUGAGUCUCCCAACAGGUGUGCUGUGCUCAAGGACCAGUUCCUGAAGCUGAGCCAGUACCACCAGCUGAAGACUGCUGAAAACUACACUGUGCUCAACAGAGAGAUUGAGAUGCUUCUUCACCAGGAGGGGCUGAAGGAGGCUGGAAGAAUUUUCUACUUCUCAGUACCACCAUUUGCCUACACAGAGAUUGCCCGCCACAUUAACAGCAGCUGCAGGCCGCCUCCGGGAGCCUGGCUGCGCGUGGUGCUGGAGAAACCCUUUGGCCAUGAUCUGGAGUCAGCCCAGCAGCUGGCUACAGAGCUGACAAACUUCUUCAAGGAAGAGGAGAUGUACCGGGUGGACCACUACCUUGGCAAACAGGCUGUAGCCCAUAUCCUGCCUUUUCGAGAGCAGAACCGACGGUUUCUGGAUCCAAUUUGGAACCGGCAUCAUGUGGAAAGAGUGGAGAUUGUUUUGAAAGAGACUGUGGAUGCUAAAGGCCGCACCACCUUCUACGAGCAGUAUGGCGUCAUCCGGGACGUGCUGCAGAACCACCUCACCGAGGCCCUGAUGUACCUGACCAUGGAGCUCCCAGCCAACCUGAGCAGCGCUGAAGAGGUUCUGCAACGCAAGCUGCAGGCCUUCCAGUCCCUGCGGGGCCUGGAGAAAACCAGUGUGGUAGUGGGUCAGUAUCAGGCCUAUGCCAGCCAAGUGCAAGAGGAACUGCAGAAGGCACAGGAUUACAUCACCACAACACCAACCUUUGCAGGUGUGCUGAUUCACAGCGACAGCCUGCGUUGGGAAGGGGUCCCUUUCCUCCUCACUUCUGGGAAGGCUCUAGACGAGCGGGUAGGUUACGUCCGUGUUCUCUUCAAGAACCGAGCCUACUGCACUCAGAGCGAGACUCUGAGGGAUGCAGGCUAUAGCCAGUGUAAAGCCAAGCAGAUCAUCUUCUACAUUGGGCAUGGCACACUCAACACUCCUGCGGUGCUUGUGAGCCGGAAUCUUUUCAAGCCCAUCAUGCCAGAAAGCAGCUGGAAAGAAGCAGCGGUUCAGCCAGACCUGCACAUUUUUGGACAAGCACUGUCUGAUUACUAUGUGUACAACCCUGUGAAAGAGAGAGAUGCGUAUUCUUUCCUCAUCUCCAGCAUCUACCAUGGCAGAAAGGACUUCUUCAUCACCACCGAGAACCUGCUGGCGUCCUGGAAGUUCUGGACACCGCUGCUGGACAGCAUAUCCCACCAGCCACCGCGUCUCUACCCUGGUGGCGUGGAGAACCAGCACCUCUUAGACUUUGAAAUGGUUGGGGGAGAGCUGGCAUUUGCACUGGCAGAGCCAGUAGAACUGCUGCACCCCGACAGGCCAACACCGAGCGAUUACAAAACGAUCCAGUCCAAAUUUCGGCAGAGCCCCCUGGUCUCAAUGUGGUCUGAGGAGCUGAUUUCCCAGCUGGCUUCUGACAUCGAGAGGGCAGCCAGCAGAGCUGUGGCACACUCUGGGCAGUUCCACCUGGCCCUCUCGGGAGGCUCAAGCCCGGUGGUCCUGUUCCAGCGGUUGGCAAGGCACCAUUACGCUUUCCCAUGGAGGCACACCCACAUCUGGCUGGUGGACGAACGCUGCAUCCCGCUCACUGAUCCCGAGUCCAAUUUCUUCAGCUUGCACAACCACCUCCUCCAGAGCAUCAGGGUGCCCUACUUCAACGUCCACCCCAUGCCCGUGCACCUGAACCAGCGGCUCUGUGUGGAAGAGGACAGAGGCACGGAGAUGUAUGCCAAGGAGAUCACAGCCCUGGUGGCCAAUGCCAGCUUUGACCUGGUGCUGCUGGGGAUGGGCACCGAUGGGCACACUGCCUCACUCUUCCCCCACUCUGAAAAUGGCUUGGAAGGGGCCCAGACUGUGGUGCUAACAGAAAGCCCUGUCAAACCUCACCAGAGAAUGAGCCUCAGCCUACCCCUCAUCAACAGGGCCAGGAAGGUGUUUGUCCUGGUUUUGGGGAAGGGCAAGCAUAACAUCACCAGCCUGAUCAGCAGAGUGGGCCACGAGCCGAGGAAAUGGCCUAUCUCAGGUGUCAGCCCCAGCUCUGGCCGGCUGGUGUGGUAUGUGGAUUAUGAAGCUCUGCUUGGGUGAAGUCUCCCUGGUGUCCCUCCUCCCUUGUCUGCCUGGCUCUCAGAGCCUGGAUUUUCCAGCACAGCAUCCCUGUUCUUCUGUGGCCAGCAGCAGCUCCGUCUCUGACAGACUCUUCUAACCUGGGAAAUCCGGGGCCUGCGGUGCCGCUGACAUUUGAGCCCAGAAAGGAGCUCAGCUCAGCAUUCAGAGCCAAAUAGGAGCCAAGAGCUCAGUGCGGCAUUUCUGGCUCUGCUGGUGACUCUCACUGUGACUCUGGACAAAUUACCUCACCUUGAAGUGCCUCAGUUUCCCUGUCCGGGCUUUGUGGUUCUAACAUUGAGCUACCUCACAGGCACAAUGGGAGAGUUGUUAAAUUAAGUGCCUGCCAAUUCUUUUUUUUUUUUUUUUUUUUAGAUUCUCAGGUUAGAAGACAGUGAUAUCACUGUCCAUCCUCUGAUGUGCUCAGUCUGCCUGGGGCCGAGUUGUUCCCGCAGUAAAAUCAGAGUUCUGCACACCGGGGUCCGUAGCCUUGUCUGUGCAGCCCUCCUUGGUGUCAGGCAGCCACUGGCCACGGCUGUGCUCUCCCGGAAGCAUAGGCGCCCACUCACUUUUGUGGCAUGUGGCCCCUAGAUACCGAUGCUGAUUUGUGAGCUCACUGCAGUCCUGAGUCUUUAUAAAUUGCCCAGCAGCAGAGGCUAGAUUUAUCAGCAGCAGUUUGCUGCUUUCCAUAAGUGGUUAGCUGGUGCCAUGGGGGAUGGAGAGGGAAACCACGUUGCUUUUUAGGCUUUUAGAAUAACGGCGACAGGGUGAGCAGUACGGCAGUUCACAGAGCUGUCGCGUGCCUCAGCACAGUCAUUGCUGAGGAAAAAGCUUGGUGUUUGGAGGAGGUGUUGGGUUUAGCUAACAGAGGAAUGGUGUUUUCCUUAACUGUCAUCUUGUCAUGUUUUCUGGACCACUUUUUCUCUGUCCUCAGAGCUGAAUCUUGCAGUGCCAUUUACUGGCUUGUAACAUAUCUGUGGGAGGCAGCUUUGUAACAUAUCCAUGUAUCCCUCAUUAGAGCACGCAUUAAGGUAGUUACGGUGUUUGGGAACGGUGGUGAUGGGAUUUGAGGUCAAGGACACUGUCUUGUACGGGGAGGGAGUUUUCCCUUCCCUACACGUCCCUGGGGCACACAGAACUAGUCUGUUGCAUCUUGGUCUAGAUAGGGCAACGUGAGAGGUUUUGAAAUGUGUGGUGCUCACGGGGAGGAGGGUUGGAGACCUCCGGUCCUGCUGAGAGGCCCCGCUCUCCCCCUGCUAAUUUUGGUGUUUCCCAGAAUGCUGUCACACAUGGGCUGUUUGCUUUGGUGACACCCCAAAGGCUCUGUGACCCUCUCUAGCGGGCACUUUACCGCCGCAUGCCAAGGUGCCGCUUUCGGUACGGAAAUCGAGCCAGCGCGGAUCAGGAGCGGCUAAAGCGGAGGCUGCGGACAGGCACUCUCGCCCGGGGAGGCUCCGGGAAGGGCCGGGUCCACGGCAGGAAGCUGGAGCGUGGACGCGGUGCCGGCUCGCGGCAGAGGGAGGGGAGUCCGCCCUCAGGGGCCCUCGUGCCGCCCUUCCGCGCCCGCCGGCCGUGCUCCCGCCGAGGCGCCGCCGGGGCGGAUGUGGCGCGGCGCGGGGUGACGCCGGCACGGAGGGCCCGCCAGGGGGCGCCCUGCGGCUCUUCCGGCCCGCCGCUGCGGGGCUGGGACGGGCGCGGGCGGGGGGUGUGGCGACUCCUCGCGGGCCUGAAAGGCUGCGGGUAGGGGAGGGAGGGAGGGAGGAGCUGCUUCGGGCAGCCGGGAGAGAGGUGCCGGCCUCAAGGCCUUCCCUCUGCGGGGGCUGCUGAGGCUGCGUGCGGCAGGAAAAGGCCAAAGCCUCGGGACUGGCUGUGGUUUGGGGGGUUCCCCCCCCCCCCCCCCCCCGCCCCAAGCGGCCGGGAAAAAGAAAAGCUGCAUUUUACCUGCUGCCUUUGACCAGGCUGAGGUGAACUGCACUGAUGCACAUCGCCUGGCUUUCACGGGGGAAAGCAGGGAAGUCGCGGUGGUGUAGCUUUCUCGAAAGCUCAGGUGCCCAGCAGAAACGCAUGCCUCGGCUGGUCUUACCUGCUGACUGGUUGUCCGGGUUUGAUGCACAAGCAUCAGAGAGUGAAAACAAAUCACGGGGAGGAGAACAUCACGGAGAAGUGGGCAGGAGGGUGAGCACGGCGGGUUCCUUGGUGCGGUCAGCCGAGUAUGAUGGCAGCGGAGUCUGGAGUGGCAGCGUCGGCCUGAGGAGCCGACUGGCAGCAGCUCUCCGGAAUAACCCUUCCGCUCGUAGGCGCGUGCGAGCAAACGCCGCUUCCGAAGCACUCCGCGUGGCUGAAACAGCUGUGCGGAGAAAGGUGCUUUAGGUCUGGUAUGUCCAUAAAUUCAAACAUCAUUUUUCUUCUUUAAACAAAAAUAACCAUAUUAACUACAUUCCAGUUCUUUUGCAUUUGGUGUGAGGGAACGAGUUUUAAGGAAAAAUAAACCUACGUGAGAAUAAACAUAUCGUAACGAUUGACAAAGUUUAUUUCCACUUUACAAAUGACUGCGGCAGUGGCAUUUUCUUGUUUCUGCACACUGAUUUUUUAGUAUUUGGUUGGCACUUUUUGAAAUAACCAGUGAUUUUAGAGAGGUUUGGUUAUACUUUUAAACAGGCAUGGUGGUUUUCUUCUUCCAGCUGUUUUUUUUCAGCUGAAAAUAGGGUUCAUUUGGGAGAUCUCUAGUGAGUCACCCCAAAAUUGCCCUACAUUUUAUAAAAAUCCAGCAAAAACUUGUACAUGUGUUCUCUUCAGUGAACAUAUCUGUCUGGGGUGGGGGUUUUUUUAGAAGUGUAUAUUUUUUUUCCACAGACAUUCCUUUUAAACUCUUUAAUACUUAGCAUUUGCCACAUGAAAAAUAUUUUGAAAUAUAUAAAAUUUGUGACUUACAAAAGAUAGAUUGCGGAUGGGGAGAAGGGUGAAACUACAACAAAUCUGAUGAAGAAGGAUGGUAGAAAUCCACUGGGCUUUAGGCCAAGGAAGCAGUGCUAUUUUUAUUUUGUAAAAGCUAUUAAUAGAAGGUGAAAGCACCUUGCUGAGAGCUUGUGUAUUAACCUUUCUUUGCAAACGCGAGUCCAUGGAAUAACGUCAUACACUCAGUUUCUCCCAUAACCAAUUACUGGUAUCAAUUCUAAUAGCUUUAAAGGACAAGCAGACUCUUCAUUGCAUUCCUAUAAAUCAGUGGUAUGAUUAUUUGUAUGGUUUACAGAAAUUGAACACUGGAAGUCAUUCAUUUCUCACUAACUUUUAUAAAUCAAGCUGUAAGAUCUUAUUUUCCCAUAAGUAAAUUUUUGUGAUUCCUUUCAUGUUUCGUGAUGAAUUGAGAAGUGUAUUUAUAAAAAAUAAAUAUUUUUCUAACAGUC
Molecule: messenger RNA, 6453 nt
Organism: Dromaius novaehollandiae (emu)
Lineage: Eukaryota; Metazoa; Chordata; Aves; Casuariiformes; Dromaiidae
Gene: H6PD
Product: hexose-6-phosphate dehydrogenase/glucose 1-dehydrogenase
Exons: 7
Coding region: 515-3031 (838 amino acids)
Biological process (GO): pentose-phosphate shunt; glucose metabolic process; pentose-phosphate shunt, oxidative branch
Cellular component (GO): endoplasmic reticulum
Molecular function (GO): glucose-6-phosphate dehydrogenase activity; NADP binding; 6-phosphogluconolactonase activity
Source: RefSeq, a predicted model, not a curated record